UCUCAAUUAGUCUAAAUCUUCUAAUUUCAAAGAUGAAUAAAAAAAUAUUUCUAUUUUAGCAAGCGAGGCAUGUUUUUUUGGCAGCUGCAUAGGCUGUGUGACAGUUCAGAAAUUAUGCUGCCUGUUUAAUUGCUUUGUGAGAAAUAAAAGAACUUUCAGUAUUAAUUUUUGAAGUUUGUAGGAAGUAAUACUUGCAUUUAGAAGUCAGAAAAUGGUGAUAGAUGACUUGCAAAAUAUUUCUGCACCAAUUGAGCUCAGACCAUUUUAUUAUCCACAGUGUAAUAAAAAGCUCCUAAAAGAUUAAUAUUUCUUCUGCGUUUACCCCAUGCAUUGCAAGCUCUGUUGUUGCAAUGAAACUGAGUCUAGACUUGACUUAUUCACAUUUUAUCUGGCUUUUGAAAUUACAUGUCUGUGAACAAAGUUAACUUCAUUGCUACUUUUUGGCCAUCUGAAAUCUCUUAUGGGAAAAAAUAGAUGUAGUGUAGCUGGGGCAAAAGCAGGAAGUUAGGGCUUUAGGGAACAGACAGAUGGUGGAAGAGGGUGGCUAUUGUCGUUUAUACUUAGGACAGAUCUCAAAAAGCGGAAGGAAAAAAAAUCAUGCUGAUAUAAUGUUUGUGAGUCCAGCUGCAAGUUUGGGAAUAGAAUAAGUGAUAAAAUGCCCAUGGUACACUGCAGACUACACAGGAAAAAAAAAUCCUGGCAUUUCUUUCUGGAGACAGCUCGUCUUCUAAGUUAGAAAAAGAAACACAGUAGUAUGACAAAAUAAUUUGAGUGAUGCUCUCUGUUUAGUAGUAUGAAUGAAAUGUCUGUGGCUCUUCUGCACUUUUAAGUUGGUGAAUAGGUAGGAUUUGACUGUGAUGAUGAUAGAAUCAGAACAAAGUAUUCAUUAGAUCCGUGAGGCUCACUUUACAUGCUGUUUCCAUCUAUUUCAGGAAACCUCGUGCUGAAACAGAAUAGAAAGUUGCCAAAGGAACUUCAGCUCAGGAGGAAGAUGAAAGAUAGCGUCCCUGAAGAACAUUUGUAUUUGGGUUUUUCUCAUCAGUGUCAAGAUAGUAUCUUUCCUCUUCAUACGUCUAUUUCACUCUUCUUGCUAUCCUACUGUGACUGCAAAUCAUUCAAAAUUUUCUUAGUGCCAACUAAUGAAAAUGCAAAUGAUCAGUUUGUGACAAAAAACCUCCUUGGAGAUCUUGAGGUCCAUUUAAUCCCCAAAUGUCAGCUUCCUAUGGUCGUGCAGAGCUGCUGUUUUCCUGCUGUUGUCACGAAAGACGGCAAGUUCUGUCGAGCUGGGCUUUCUGUUGUCUUAAGACAUAUAGUACAGAAAACAUUCGAGGCAGAUCCAUCCAAAAAGAAUGUUUUGGAACUCCUAGGCUUUAAGAAAACCUGCUUAAAAGCCUGUGCAGAAGUUAGCCAGUGGACCAGACUCUGUGAGAUCAGCAUACCUCUGGCUGUUGAAGGAUUUUUGACGGCAUCUCCUGAGCACAGUCAGACUAUUCCUGCUGACAUUUUACAGCUCGAAAGAAAACUUGCAGAGCCUGUCCGAGUGCAUAACGAUGACAAAAUUCGAAGGCAAAAGCUUCAACAACAGAAGGCAGGUGCUAAGGCUGCAGUGUCUCUGCUUGAGAAAGAAGCAACAGAAGAAGGGAAAACAGUGGAGGUGCAUGAACAUCCACUUCCAAGUUUGGAACUGAGUGUAGCUUUCUCUAAGCUACAUGUCCAAGAGGUGUCACCUGCAGGCAACAGAGAAGCCCCUCUCAUCAGGAGAACAAAAACAUCUGACCUUCCACCUUUAGACCACGUUUUUGCAGAGGGACUUUAUUUUACCUUGGCAGAUAUUGUGCUUUUACCAUGCAUCCAUCAGUUCCUGGAUUACAGCAAAAAGCAAGGCAAAGAUCUGGUAAAGUUACCUCUGAUCUCCAGCUGGUAUCGAAGAGUUCAGCAAGUCCCUGGAGUGAAGAGAGCAGCUGACAAAUGCAACAUGCAGCUUCUCCAGCUUCCAGAGUUGAUACCUGCUCCAGAGGAUCACCUAGGAGACUUCUUUCCAGUUCCUGAUAAUUGUGAAGAAGAGCAUGAAAACAGUCAAUUUAUAGGUGGUCCAAGGCCAACUAUGACUAAAUUAAUGGAGAGGGGUAUUGAAGCAAAGUUUUCUCCUCAUCCAUGCCCUGACUGGACCAUAGACUGGCCCAGCCUGCCAGCAGCAGUCAAUCCUGGAGAAGGAAAGAUGUCUAGAGAUCGAGCUCUGAGGAAACAACAGCAGUUGAAUAACUUGGUAGCAGCAGUGAAAAAGCUUGCUAAGCCUGGAGAUGUCAUUGUGGAUUUCUGCAGUGGAGGGGGUCAUGUUGGAAUUGUUCUUGCUCACAUGAUGCCAUCAUGUCAGGUGGUGCUCAUAGAAAAUAAGGAGUUGUCUCUGAUGCGUGCUAAAGACAGAAGUGAUGAACUAGGUUUAAACAACAUUUCAUUUAUUCAAGCAAACUUGGACUAUUUUAAUGGCACUUUUAACAUUGGGGUGGCUCUACAUGCAUGUGGUGUGGCAACAGACAUGGUGAUUGAACAUUGCAUCAAGGCCCGAGCAGCCUUUGUCAUCUCCCCUUGUUGUUAUGGCUUCAUUCAGAACACUGUGAAGUUUAAAUAUCCAAGAAGUCAUCAGUUCAGGGCAAUUUUAUCCUACAAGGAGCACAUGAUCCUUUGUAGGUUUGCAGAUCAGACAGCUGUUCAUCUUCCACCUGAUCGGAAGCUGAUAGGAAAGCAGUGUAUGGGGCUUGUGGAUCUUGAUCGAGCAUGGGCUGCAGAAAGAUGUAACUACUCUGUCCAAGUUACAUCGAUGGAGCCAGAGAGCUGUUCUCCAAAGAACAAUAUGUUUGUGGGCACCCCAGUUUAGACAAUGAAAUUUGACGUUGAUCAUAAAUCUUCAAUGCAUAAAAACAUACAGCAAAUACAAGCAUACUUGGAAACCAGACAUCAUGCAUCUUGAACCCAUCGUGUUUGGAAAAGGAAGCAGCAUGAGAAGUUUUAGAAAGUGAACUGCAUGCAGAGCAUUGCAGAUUGUAAUGUGUCAUUAAGCAACUUUAGGUUCUCAUAGUGAGAAGCUUCUCUAACAAUGGUCAUAGAAUUGCAUCCAUCUGCAGAAGCUUAGAAAAAAGGGGAAGAAGGCUUAGAAGGGAAGGUCAUUUCCUUUUCAGUAAAGCUGUCUUGGCUGCUUCAAAAUUGCAUUCAUGUUCAAAACUUCAUUUGUGCUCGUGGGCAGAGCAGUUAUCAGCAGGUAAUGCAGUUCACUAGAGGGAACAGAUUUAUGGUGUAGUGAUGGAAAACUGUUGCAACAGUGAUGAAACAGUGAUCAGAUGAAACUGAUGCAACAGGUGUUGGCUAGAUUUUGCUAAAGAAUGCCAUACUAUUUCAUCAAGAUUCUUAAUACAAAUUCUUCAGAAUGCUUUCAGCAUCACUCUGCAUAUAAUUUGUAUUCCAACUUAAUGCUUUUAAAAAUGAUGUAAAAUUUUUACCUUUAGAUAUUGCACAAGAAUUCUGUACCCAGUCAUUGGAA
Molecule: messenger RNA, 3535 nt
Organism: Centrocercus urophasianus (Greater sage-grouse)
Lineage: Eukaryota; Metazoa; Chordata; Aves; Galliformes; Phasianidae
Gene: GSTCD
Product: glutathione S-transferase C-terminal domain containing
Exons: 12
Coding region: 911-2875 (654 amino acids)
Source: RefSeq, a predicted model, not a curated record